Vitrella brassicaformis is the source of this 1155-nucleotide messenger RNA. The record is from the annotation of a GenBank genome assembly. Lineage: Eukaryota; Vitrellaceae.
AUGCCUGGUUGCCGGAAGGUAGCGCCGGGCUUAGGGCCAGGUGUCUCGUCAAACCCUUAACCGACCGACCGACCGGUGACUCACGUCACAGAUGAGGAGAGUAGCGUAGCGUAAGGAACUCCCCACUCUCAGGUGAAAAGCAGGGGAAAGGAACUUUCUGAAGACACACGCCCACACUGCUACAUGAAGAACGGAUGAAUCAUCCCUCUUGCUCUUCCUGCAAUGCACUUGCGCGUGUCUGUCCUUUGCUGUUGCGUCGUGCAGCCGUCGAAGGUCGGUGUCGGUGAGCCCUUCCUGAAUCGACUUCAACAAACCAGGGCCCUUCAGACGGUCAGCCACAAAGCCGCCGCCAACCAAGGAGGAUGAAACCCGUUUGUCUGUCUGUGUGUCUGUCUGUCUCUCUGUCUGUAUGUGUGUCUUCUAAUGCAGUCUGUAUCUGAAAAACUACCGCUACCCAUGGGAUCCUACUGCAGUUGCUGUCCCUCGACCCCCCGACCAUUGGCCCGUCGCGCCACGUCGCUUCGCUUUUUGACGAGAGCGGAGAGCGCCCGUCCGCAUGUGGACGCUUUACGGCUGUCCGCCUGUCUUCUGAUAAGCACCCCCACUUCGCUGCUGCCGCGGAGACGCUGGCUCGCGCCUUUUGCGGCAGCGAGAAGACCAACCCGGACCCAGCGACAGGGUGGGUAUACAGCGGAACGUGUGAUUCCCUGUUGGCUCCCCUUCCCGGCCCGCCGUCGGAGAAGCGUUUGCAGUGGUUCCGCUGGCUCACUAAGAUGGCCAUGCACUGGGCUCUGCAGAGAGGCGGUGCCUAUGCGCUGCUGGACCGGGCGGAACGAGUCGUCGUCGCCGUCACUCUUGUGAGUCCGCCGGGUGCGCCCUCGGUCGAUGAGCUCGGGUUCUGUGGGGAGCUGGGUCUCAUUUGCAAGGCCGGGCUUCCGCCGUUUUCGACGGAUAGCGAGCGUACGGGAGCGGAGUUCGGCAGUUGUAUGGAUCGCAUGCGGACAUUGGAGACGACGCUGGUCAAGGCGCACAAGGAACUAGAGGCGGAAGCGGCAGGGUCUGGCAAGACUGGCGACCUUCACGUCGCCAUGGUGGCCGCCGACCCACAGAGGCAGGGACAAGGCGUCGGCUCCGCUCUGCUCCAGCUCGUCUCGG